CUCCUCGUGCCGUCGACAUAGCGGCCUCAGUUGGCUUUCGGCCUUAUACGAUAUAAACCACUCGAACGCAGCAGAAAGAUGUACUCAACCAAGGUGCUCAACAAGAACAUCGCCCAGAGCUACCUCACCAUCGGUGAUCCGUACCGAGACCCGCACCUGAUCGAAAGCAAGAACUCACGCCACAAAGGUAAACAGAUCCUGACUGUACCAGCGAAGAAUACUUGCAAUGGUUCCGGAUACUUCGAGAAGAAGACGUAUGCGUCGGAUCCGUUGCAGGACAACACAGCGUACCUCAAGUCGCAGCCGAUGGACACGCGCAAGUCUGGUUUCGGUUCCAAGGAUGCAAGUCGACGAGACGAGUUUAUGAGCCACAUUCGCACAGAGCAGUACCGUGAGACUCUGCACACAGAGAUGAAGAUCCUCGACAAGCAGAAGCAGGACGAUCCGCCUGGUCUCUUUGAUGCACUGGACUCUCUGAACCAGAGCCACCACUUCCCAGAAGGUUUACAGGAAACGAAGCACCUGUACGAUAUCGGGCGUUCACAGACCACCGAGUUCAAUCAGAAGUCACACCGAGACACAUUCUACACGAUGCGUGUGGGCAACUCGCAGUACAAGCGAAACAACGGGCCGUUCAUGCUCACUUCCGAGUCCAUCGGGCUCGGUGCUGAUGACGUCACUGGAAAUCGCCCGACACCAAAGGGAGCAAGCACUAGACAGUUCUACGACCACAGCCACCUGCACGUUUGAGAAUAGCAACACAGCAGCAUGACUUGGUAGCCGGCAGAGUUUGAAUAAUGAACUAAGUAUGCUGCACAAUGAAGCGAUCAGUUCAUUCGUUAGACCUUCC
This is a messenger RNA of Phytophthora nicotianae INRA-310, 850 nucleotides long. RefSeq lists its product as hypothetical. NCBI's taxonomy places the organism in Eukaryota, Oomycota, Peronosporomycetes, Peronosporales, Peronosporaceae. The transcript has a single exon. The record is from RefSeq and is a predicted model, not a curated record. The coding region runs from base 79 to 750 and encodes 223 amino acids.